This is a messenger RNA of Lagopus leucura (white-tailed ptarmigan), 1415 nucleotides long. RefSeq names its product beaded filament structural protein 2 (gene BFSP2). The coding region runs from base 1 to 1287 and encodes 428 amino acids. NCBI's taxonomy places the organism in Eukaryota, Metazoa, Chordata, Aves, Galliformes, Phasianidae. Gene Ontology annotation, cellular component: intermediate filament. Gene Ontology annotation, biological process: intermediate filament organization. Gene Ontology annotation, molecular function: structural molecule activity. The transcript has 6 exons. The record is from RefSeq and is a predicted model, not a curated record.
AUGCCCUUGCCCAGGCGCCGGUCGUCCUUCCUGGGGCAGCAAGCCCCUUCCUCUGCCACCGAGAGCGUGGGGGGCCCGGGGCGCCGGGUGAGCGUGGGCAGCCUGUCGCGGCCGCCCGGCGUCUAUGUGGGUGCCGUGCCCACCGGAGGAGUGAGCAGCUUGGGCACCCGUGUGUCCCGCCGAGCACUGGGCAUCAGCAGCGUCUUCCUGCAAGGCCUGCGCAGCUCCUGCUCCGCCGUGCCCCUGGCCACGGGGCUGGAGAAGGGCAGGGGGCUCUCCUACGAGAGCCUGAACGGCUGCCUGGUGGAGUACAUCGAGAAGGUGCGGGCCCUCGAGCAGGUCAACCAGGAGCUGGAAGAGCACAUCCGAGUCUACCUGGACAAGAAGUCCUCCAGCGUGGGCAGCUGGGGCGCGCUGCGGGAGAGCUGGGAGGCCGUGUACCACCAGGUGGGCGAAGCAGUCCUUGAAAACGCCCGUCUCAUGCUGCACACCGAGAACAUUCAGGCCUCUGCUGAAGACUUUAAGGACAGGUAUGAAAAUGAACAGCCAUUCAGAAAGGCAGUGGAAGAUGAAAUUAAUUCCCUUUACAAAGUGAUUGAUGAUGCUAAUUUAACUAAAAUGGAUCUGGAGAGCCAGAUAGAAAGCAUGAAAGAGGAGCUAACUUUGCUGUCAAAGACUCACGAAGAAGAUGUGAAGGUUUUGUACAAACAGCUUGCUGGAUCUCAGCUGGAAGAACUUGAUGUUCCUCUGGGAAGUGGCCUGGACAACAUACUGGAAAAAAUCCGAAUCCAUUGGGAGAGAGACAUUGAAAAGAAUCGUGCUGAGGCAGGUGCCCUGCUCCGUACCAAGCAACAGGCUGAAGCGACAGCUGCAGUGCGAAGCCAAGAGGAAGAACUGGUAGAGGGCCUGAGAACUGAGUUCCAUGAAACUGCCUGCAAAAUACAGAGCUUGCAAGCCGAAACUGAGUCCUUGAGAACCUUGAAGAGGGGUCUGGAGAAUUCCCUAUACGAUGCCAAGCACUGGCAUGAGAUCGAACUGCAGAACCUGGGCUCUGUCAUUUCCAAGCUGGAGGCAGAGAUGGCAGAAAUCAAAGCAGAAACUGAGCAGCAGCAGCGGGAUCGUGAGAAUCUGCUGACCAACAAGCAGCAGCUAGAGAAAGACAUUGCUGCAUAUCACUGCCUUCUGGAUGGAGAGCAAAGCAGGUACUUUCAUCUGAAACACGCAUGGGCACUCUGGGAAGAGAAUGUGACUAGAGCAGUUCUCAGGUUUCUUAAAGCUGGGUGGUAGGUGGAUAGGUUUGGAGAAGCUGCCAAAGGGGAAGAACACCCCAAAUCCAGCCGUGGUGAAAUUCCUGAUAUGUGGGACAGAACAGCUUUUCAGUAGUCACAAAAGAAUGAAGUUUAAAAAUACAGCAG